This is a messenger RNA of Nanorana parkeri, 2063 nucleotides long. RefSeq names its product amyloid beta precursor like protein 1 (gene APLP1). The coding region runs from base 38 to 1771 and encodes 577 amino acids. NCBI's taxonomy places the organism in Eukaryota, Metazoa, Chordata, Amphibia, Anura, Dicroglossidae. Gene Ontology annotation, molecular function: alpha-2B adrenergic receptor binding; transition metal ion binding; alpha-2C adrenergic receptor binding. The transcript is spliced from 15 exons. Gene Ontology annotation, cellular component: plasma membrane; Golgi apparatus. The record is from RefSeq and is a predicted model, not a curated record. Gene Ontology annotation, biological process: axonogenesis; central nervous system development.
CCUGACGACGGGGGAGUGGGUGUCAGACCCCCGAGGCAUGCCAAGCUGUCCAGGAAGUAACGAGGAGAUUUUACAGCACUGCCGGCAGAUGUAUCCGGAGCUACAGAUCACCGGGGUGACAGAGGCAGCUCAGCCGGUGACAGUGACAAACUGGUGCCAGAAGCAGAAACCGGAGUGCAAGCGCCGUCUACAUAUUGUGGUCCCGUACCUAUGCCAGGUGAAUGAAUUUGUCAGCGACGCCCUCCUGGUACCCGACAAAUGCCGCUUCCUUCACCGAGAACAGAUGGACACCUGCGAGAGUUACCAGCACUGGCACGAAACGGCCCGCACGGCCUGCGCGGCAGAGAACCUCGACCUCCACAGCUAUGGCAUGCUGCUCCCCUGCCACCCAGACAGGUUCCGUGGGGUGGAGUAUGUGUGCUGCCCGACCCGCAAUCCCCAACCCAUCGAACCCACCAGGAGCCACCCGGUCACCGAGCUGGAGCCGCAGGACACAGAAAAGGGAGACGAGGUGGAGAUCGAAGAGGACAAUGUUGACAUCAUCGACGAAGGAGGAGAGGACACGGCGGGGGCCACACAGGACCAGCACCCGCAAGUGUGGGACGACUAUUUUGUGGGGAAUGGAUAUGAGGACGAGACAACCAGCAGUGCCCCCACCCUCCCGCCAGAGGUCAAAGUCUCCCGACCUACCGACGGGGUGGACAUCUACUUCGAGUCACCCCGCGAUGGCUCUGAACACGCCAACUUCCUGCGAGCAAAGAUGGAGCUGGAAGAGCGACGCAUGAAGCAGAUCAACGAGGUGAUGAAGGAGUGGGCAGAAGCCGAUAACCAGGCCAAAAACCUACCCAAGUCUGACCGGCAGGCGCUGAACGAGCACUUCCAGUCCAUUCUGCAGACCCUGGAGAGCCAGAUAUCUGCUCAGCGCCAGCGACUGGUGGAGACCCACCUGGGACGGGUGGUGGCCGCUCUCAAUGACAACCGCAGGGCCGCGCUGGAGAACUACCUGGCGGCUGUGCAGACCACACCCCUCGAUCCAGAGCGAGUGCUGCUGGCACUGAAGAGGUACAUACACGCGGAGCAACGAGACCAACGCCAUACCGUCCGCCAUUACCAGCAUGUGAGCAGUGCGGAACCUGACCGAGCUGAGACCAUCCAGUUCCAGGUUCUCACCCACCUUCGUGUCAUUGAAGAACGGGUCAACCAGUCCCUGUCUCUCCUGUACCGGAACCCCCAACUGUCCCCCGAACUCCGCAGCCAGAUUGAGACCUGGCUGCACACAGAGUGGGUUGGAGCCGGAGACCUUCUAACCUCCUCUCAGAAGAAACUCAGCGAAGACAGCGAUUACCCCGAGAUCAGGGUUCCACCACAGACCUCUGCCGAGACAUCCCAAGGAGAAGGCUCCGCCGUCUGGGACUUGUACUCAGACUUCCCCCCCAGCGAGCGAACCUUGACGUUCCCCAGCCAGAAGGAUAAUGCUUCAGUAAAGCAGGUUCAUUACCAGUCAGAGGACAUCCAGAGGGAUGAGCUGGAACCAGACACCCUGGUCCCCUUUAACCGAGGAGCUCUGAUUGGCUUGUUGGUGGUUGCUGUUGCCGUGGCGAUGGUUAUAAUUAUCAGCCUGCUUCUGAUCCGGCGCAAGCCCUACGGGACCAUCAGCCAUGGGAUUAUCGAGGUGGAAGCUUCCAGGACCCCCGAAGACAAGCACCUGAGCAAGAUGCAGAACCAGGGCUACGAAAACCCAACCUACAGAUACCUGGAAGAGAACAACUGAGGGCCGGAGCGGGGGUGUCGGCGGGUUAUAUUAUUUUUGGGCAGAAGGGAAGGGGUUUUACUUCAGGGGAGGUACAAGAUAGGGCAGGGGUGGGGACAAACAGGGGAUAUUUAAUUAAAAAAAGGGGGUACAGCUAAAGAAUAUUUGCCCCCCCCCUUCCUUCCUUUCCUGUAGGAACAACGGUGCACCAUACCAGAUCCUAGCCAGAUAGCGUCUAGGACACAACGGGUUAAAAGCGUCCGCCUCUCUCCCCUGUGAAUGCACUUAAAUUAUUUAUGACUACGAAGGGAAA